CAUUUAUUACUCCUAAUACCCUCGCUACGUGCUAUCACCCAACUAUCUAUUGCUAAAUUGGACGGGAUACGGGAGGAGUAAAAUGACGCAAACGUGUCCUGUUCAGAAAACUCGUCGGGAGGCGGGAACGGUCAGCUUCCCAUGUUCCGACAAAAAUUCCCUGGGAUUCUUUCACAAUUACUCACGCAUUUUAAUAGACUACGAAGGGCGGGAAAAGCUUAACGUGGGUUCAUUUCGCGCGCCCCAAGGAGGAGCAGCCCUUUUAUUUUUCUUCUAACCGAGACCGGGGGUUUUCUCUUAAGUCGCCCCUUACAGAGAAACGGCGCGCACGGACGGAGGCGGCCCCUCGCUCGCCUUUCGGGGGCGGCCGCGGCUGCCCGGUGUUGGCCUGAGUUCUUGCUGGGCGGAGUUGGCGCUUCCAGCCCCCUGCCCUGCCCUGCCUUGGGAAAGGGAGCCAACCCAGCGUCUCGCUCUUCGCCUCCUACCAGCUGACUUCAGCAGCAUGGACGCGGGCUCUGGCCCCAUUAGCUCCGCUUCCAACUUUCAAGAAGGUCCUUUCGGUUGCCCCAUUUGCCUAGACGCUCUGAAGGACCCGGUCACCACUCCUUGCGGCCACAAUUUCUGCUUGGAGUGCCUCGGGGCGCACAGGCAUCACCCCGGGGGCGUAACAGGAACCGGAGGACAAAGUGCCUCCCGCUGCCCCCUCUGCCAGGAACCCUUCCCAGCCGACCUCCCGCUCCGUAAGAACCACACCCUGGCCGAAUUGUUGCAGCUCCGACAGCCCGUGCCGAGCAGUCCGGGCCUGGCUAUGGCACCCGAAGAAACGUCGGAACCGUGCGCUCCAGGGAACGGCGAUGCCCACAUCGAGGAGGUGCUGUGCGACUUCUGCACCGAUGGGGAGAGGGCUGAAGCGGCUAAGUCGUGCCUGGUGUGCUUGGCAUCCUUCUGUGCUCCCCACUUGCAGCCUCAUCUGAAAAGUCCGGCUUUCCAAAACCACCGGCUGGUUCCGCCCUUGCGGCACAUCGAGGAGAGCCUCUGUAAAUUGCACCUCAAGCCCUUGGAGAGCUUCUGCCGGACCGACCGCAGCUGCAUCUGCCAGCUCUGCCUGACCCAGGAGCAUCGGAGCCACGAGGUGGUGGCCGUGGAGGUGGAGCGGGAACACGUGGAGGCUCAGAGGCCCAGAAUCCUGAACAAUAUUGAAAAUCAGCUGGAUGAACUGGGAGCUGCAAUAACGCAAAUGAAGAGGAUGGUGGACCUCAUCAAAGCUACUGCUCAGAAGGAGAAAGAAAAGGUCAGCAGUCUCUUUACUGAGGCCACCAAGCUUCUGGCAACCUUUAAGAAGGAAGUGCUUGGUUUCAUUGAGGUUGAUGAAAGAGCCAUGCUAGGUGGAGCAGAGGAGGAACUGCGGCAUAAAGAAAAGCGGCAUGCCCUGCUGAUGGAACACAAGCGGAACCUGGAGAAAGUCCCCAGCACGGACAUCAUCACUUUCCUGCAGGAAUUCCAGGCAUUAAAAAUAGCAGCUGAGGAAAAAAACCUUGCAUGUUCAAACUUCCCCAGAGAGCUGAGUUUUAUUAAAUCCAGUCAGGCUGUAUUUGCUAUGAAGGAGCUGCUGGGAAAUAUUUGCAAGAACCAAUGGGACCAACUGUCAGGGAAGGGUGAGAAUGGACCUUUUCUUCAUGGGAUACCAGAAGUGACAAUUGAACCUCAGGUUUCAGAAAGGAGCAUCAACCCCGCCAGUUUGGAAUCACGAGAUUAUUUUCUCAAAUCUGCAUUCAUCAUUGACUUGGACAGUGAUACUGCUGACAAGUUCAUCCAACUCUUUGGGACCAAGGGGGCUAAGCGUGUGCUGAAUCCCAUCGCUUACCCUGAGACCUCAACCAGGUUUAUUAACUGUGAGCAAGUAUUGGGUGAGAAUCUUAUGAACCGUGGCAACUAUUACUGGGAAGUGGAGAUCAUAGAUGGUUGGGUGAGCAUUGGGAUCAUCACUGAAGAUUUCAAUCCCCAGGAAUCAUAUGACCGGGGCCGCCUGGGCAGGAAUGAGAAGUCAUGCUGUCUGCAAUGGAACGGCCAGAACUAUGUUGCGUGGUUUGGCGGAUUUGACUGUGUUAUACAGCAGCCAUUUUUUCAUACUAUUGGGGUGUACUUGGAGUAUUCAGAGAAGAUGCUGACAUUCUAUGGAGUCAAGGAUUCCAAGAUGACUUGUCUCCAGCAGUUCAAAGUGGCUCGCUUCAAAAAGGGGCAUUUUGACCCUUUCCAGAAUAAGAUCAACCACCAGUUUCCAACACUGUUCACGCACAACCUCAAGCCAGCCUUUUUUCUCGAAAGCGUAGAUGCUCACAUGCAGCUUGGGCCUUUGAAGAAAGACUGUGUUUCAGUACUUAAGCGGCGAUAAUUUGGUCAAUUAUCCUUCACUAAGGGUAAAGAAUUGGACAAAUAGGAGAUGUUUGUGUCAUCUCUGCUGGAACAUUGUGCCAUCUUUUUGAGUUAGUGUUAAUGAAUUAAUACUUAUUGCUGCUCUUUUUACCGUACUUAUUUGAUAAGUACGAUAAGUAUCAUUUAAAGACGCACUUUUCAGCAAAAUGUUUUCUUCUCUUCGACAUAAUUAGGGAUCAUUUACAAAGAGCUUGAUUUAAAGCAAGGACAUCUCCAUUUCAUCUAUAUGAACCAAUGGUAUCUCCAGAGACUGCUCUGUUUCAUAAGUAAUACAUGGAUCAAUAAUCAGUGGUACCAUGGAAACCCGUCUUCAUAAUAGCAGGCAGAAAAAAAUACUACCACUGAUCAAAAAUGUAUGCUGAAGGCCAUCACUUGUUUUUAAAUGUUGCUAGAUGAAUACUGCUCUUCCACUGCAUUUGAAAAAAAAACAACAAUUGUGGAGAAAACAAUGGUGUUAGCUGUCAGCUGAGCAAAUGACAUAGAUGAACAAAUAUAAUCAGCUUUGGAUUACAAUAGCAAGAAAGACAAUAUGGGGCUGUGGGGAGCUUUAGUUGAUUCUUAGCUUAAAUCUAAAUUCUAGUCUAGUAUUAGAAAUAUAACUUUGAGAUUAAAUGAAGCAUCUGGGCUGUGUAUCAGCACUGUUAGGUAGACCAGUUCAGGAAAUGAUCCACAAAGGAAGGAUACAAUUUUUACUGAGAUCAGCUAUAAUAAAUGAGUCUUGCAAGUCUGAUUUUAGUAUACCACCACCUCUUUGUAGCUCAGUGAAUUAGGGUGCCAUCUUACUGAGCUGCUUCCAAAUGUUAUCUCCUUGUUUUGGAUUUUAAAAUGUUCCUGUCACUUUUGUCUAGGUAAUGGUUCCUGCAUGUUUCCAUCACAGUCACAUUGCAUUCUCUGUACUUCAAUGCUAAAUGUGCCUGUUUAUUAAUAUUGGGUUAAAAAGUGUACAAAGUAAACUGAGUUGUAGAUCUGAAUGUGAGGUACUCAAGUGAUGAGUACCUGCACAAGAAGAGCAGAACGUUUAAGACUGGGUUGCAAGUUUCUCUUUCCUUACAGCAUCUUACAGGCACAGAAGUAUUAUAAAAAUAAGAUUCAGUGGCUUUCUGGAAUCACUGGCUGGUUGAAUCUGAUGGAAGUUGAGGCUUAUUAGCCUCUGAAGGACCGCAGAUUCCUAUUAUUAUGAUAUAUUUUGCUUUUCUUAGCUGUAUUUUGAGUACAUAUCCAUGGAAGUACAAUGGAAGAAACACUAUUGGAGAAUAGGGAUUGAACUUUCAUGUAUAACAAUGAUACGAAGUGUAUAAAAUCCAUCCUUUUCAAAUAUACUAAGAGAACAUUUAUAAAUUUACCAUAAUUUAGUCAUGGUGAUAGAAGUGGUGAGGAAAUUCUAGCUGCUAUUGUUAAAAAAAAAAGAUUUCAACCUAUGAGGAGACCCAAGUUUUUCAUUAAGCUUAGGCUAUUUUUAAAUUGUUUUGUGACUUUUUAAAGAUUGUUUUGUUUAGAACAGGAUUGACAACUGAGUUCGAAUAAACUAUCCAUUGAAUUCCUUUCUUUCUAGAAGAUAAUAUGCUAUGAGCAUUCAUAAUGUAAAUUAGGACUGAACAAGGAGAAAAUUUAGAGACAGAUUUUUUAGCAAUCAGAGGAUAAUUUUGUUCUUUGAAACGUUAAUCUAAUGCUAGCCCACUUCAUUAAUUCUGUGAUCUCAGGAUAACAUUGUUACAAGAGGGUUUUGCAGUGUUAAUGAGUAAAUUAUUUCUCUCUAAAACGUAUUUUGUUCCAUUAUAUCCUGUAUCCAAACUGGAAGUAUAGUAAAUUUGAUUAAUCAUGAAAUUAAUUUAAUAAGAGCACUUUUCCUUGCUGUUGGGCCUCACUGAAAUGUUCCUGCCUUUCAUUAAAAAAAUGUGAGGUCCUUAUAGUUUUGUUUGUGUAUCCUUCCCUUAAUGAAAGCACUGCAGCAUAGUGCUGAAAUACAUGCUUUGUGUUGUUUUUUCGAAAGUUUUCACCAUCUUUCUAUAAAGGAAAAAAAUGAUAUGUACAUGAUGUACAUAUUGAAUUGCAUGUUGCAAUCUAGUAUCUUAAAUUUAUAUCCAAUUAAUUAAUGUUAGGAAGGUUACAGGAUUUAAUAAAGAUAGAGUACAGAUGUUUGAAUUUUUAAGAAAGUCAAAGUAGUACGUAAUCCACUCUACUUUGAAAUUAUUACUUUUUAAAUAUUUAAAGAUAGAUAGUUAUUGAAAUAGAUGGAACCAUCACUGCAGGACUUGACAGAAGGGGCACUCAAGAUGGUGGAGAGGAUUUCAUUGUCCCUAACACAAGGGUGUCAAACUCGAGGCCUGGGAGCCAGAUUCGGCCCGCAGGGUGCAUAGAUCUGGCCCACGAGGCCACCCUGGAAAUAGUGAAGGACCAGUGAAAACAAAGUUUGUAAAGGCCACGCGUGGCUCCCCCUAGUUCCGUUUUCACUGGCAGAGGGUUGCAGGAGGCCUUUGCAGCUGAAAAUGGAGCUUGGGAGCCCAUUUUCGCUGGCAGACCACUCGGCCCACCACAUGUCCCCCCCGACACAAGUGACAUCAUGCUGGCCAUGCCCAUCCUUCCUUCCACCCAAGGUCAAACACAACCCCAAUGCUGCCCUCAAUGAAAUUGAGUUUGACACCCCUGCCCUAACAGGACAGAAGGCACAGUUCUGUGAAGAGAGGAUCUACAUGCAGAUGAUCCCAGUUAGAGGAGGUAGACAGUUUGUUCCUUCAUUUUUAUGAUACCUCCCCCCCCCCUAUUGUAAGUGGGGAGGUACUAUAGUUUGUGAUUUACUGAACAACUGGUUGAUGGAAGCAAGGCUACACUUAAUUUGAGGAGUUUGUAGAGUUGUGUCAUACAUAUGACUGGGACAGGAUUUUCUUUUUUAUA
Messenger RNA from Ahaetulla prasina, 5325 nucleotides. RefSeq names its product tripartite motif containing 47 (gene TRIM47). The record is from RefSeq and is a predicted model, not a curated record. Bases 503 to 2392 code for a protein of 629 amino acids. NCBI's taxonomy places the organism in Eukaryota, Metazoa, Chordata, Lepidosauria, Squamata, Colubridae. The transcript has 6 exons. Gene Ontology annotation, molecular function: protein binding; zinc ion binding.